AUGCUAUUGACAUAGAUGGGAUCAUGAAGACUUUUCAUCCGCAAAAUAUGUAAGGGAUAGCCGUCCUCGUGCCGCAGAAUUACCUGUGUUUGUACGAUGACGUUCUUUGAGAUUUAUGGAGGCAAAUUUAGCGCGCUUGGGGUCUUGGUAGUGUCGGGGAUGUUGUUGCCGAUACGAGGGCUGCCACUAAAAUAUGCUAAAAUAUGCGCUUGAAGAAGAUCUUGGGGCGGGCAAGGCAGCACUGUUCUUGACGAAUCUGUUGGAAGUUGGAAGCCAGGUCCUGCGAAACAUACCAUCCUUAUAAGUGCGAUGAGAGCUUGGAUAAGCAACCUUUCUCGCACUCAAAUCUUGCCUGCUCAGGCAUCUCAGCUUCAUCUGCUCGCUGAUUACUUUUCCCCCCGCGCACAAGUUGGUGCCAACGCUGGACUCAACAUCGUGGCAUGAUGGAGGGCGCCAAUCCACAUUCCACUGAAGUGCUCGAUGCUCGAUUAGGACAACCACCGCAGAACCUGUCCUCUGGCCGAGAUAGCGCGAUUCAUCAAUCGGGAUCACAGAUGGGAAACGAUAGCAACCCGGAGCCACGAACCAAUGGCACAAACCAAACUUCUUAUGUACCUCGCCCCAAACGGAUAGCCUGUGUUAUAUGUCGGAAAAGAAAGCUGCGAUGUGAUGGAAACAAACCGAGCUGUGGUACAUGUUCCCGCUUGGGGCAUGAUUGUUCCUACGAUGAAGUGAGAAAAAAGAGCGGUCCAAAGAGGGGAUAUGUGAAGCAGUUAGAAGCAAGAUUAGCCCAAGUCGAGACUUUACUCAAAUCUCAAGACUCCGGGGAUGUCUUGCGGAAGUCGCCCGCACCCACAGACAGCACACCUCAACCUCCUACAUCUACCGGUUUUCCUAAUGACGCGCCUUAUACGUUCGCAUGCCCGAACACAACAGGGAAUGCGCAUCCAGUUUCCCUUGACCUGCUUGGUGACCUAAAUUCUACUCAGAUCAACCUCCCGGAUAGUAACAUCACUUCUGGGGGUGACUUUUCAUGGGAGAUGAUUGGUCUGGGUUUGGAAGAACCCCUUCCGGCACAGGAUGUUAUUGAUGAGCUAAAUGAGAUAUAUUUCCAGAAAAUUCACCCAUCAAUGCCAAUCUUACACCAACCGCGAUACUAUGCCGCAAUGAAUCUUGCGCCUAACAUGCGGCCCCCUGUAUGUUUACGAUAUAUAAUGUGGGCUUUGGCUAGUUCUGUUACGAAUAAGUAUCGAACAUUGCAUCCGCAUUUCUAUCAACGUGCACGAAAAUAUGCAGAGUUGGACCAGAUGAGAGGCCUUGGCGAGUCCAUGGCCACCGUUACUCACGCCCAAACUUGGAUUUUAAUGUCUUCUUAUGAGUUCAGGAUGAUGUUCUUUCCUCGCGCAUGGAUGAGCACAGGCCUUGCGAUGAGAUUGGCUCUGAUGCUAGGAUUACAUCGUCUAGAUGGUAGUGGUCCUGCGGUAAAGAUGUGCAUUGCGCCUUCUCGAGACUGGACUGAGCAGGAAGAACGGAGAAGGACCUUUUGGGUAGCCUUUUGCCAAGACAGGUAUGCCAGCGUGGGCACGGGAUGGCCCAUGAUGGUGGACGAGCGAGAUAUUUUAACCAAUCUUCCUGCGUCUGAUGAAGCAUUUGUCAACUCUACAAUGCAACGAACUUACACCUUGUCGAGUGUUAUGGCUGGCGAAAAUAUUUCAACGCUGUCAGCUCUUGCGGGUCUCGUAUUAAUCGCUUGCAUUUUUGGCCGCAAUCUCCAUCAUCUACACCGGGUAGCACUAGAUGAUAAUGCUCGCGAUUUGAAUGGCGGAUUUUGGAAAAGGCAUCGCGCCUUGGAUAACAUCAUCCUCAACACAUCUCUUGCGUUACCUAGCCAUCUACGAUUACCAGAAGGUAUCAAUGAUUCGAGCGUCCUUUUCCUCAAUCUUUGCAUCCAUUCUUCAACCAUCUGUCUGCAUCAAGCGGCUAUAUUCAAAGCGGAGAAAAAUGACAUGCCUAGCCAAAUCGCAGCAGAGGGUAAGCGGCGAAGCAUAGUUGCUGCGGAUCAGAUAACAAGUAUCAUGAAAAUGGCCAGCCAUACUGAUUUGACCCUAAUGAAUCCUUUCGUUGCGUUCUGUGUAUAUGUCUCGUGCCGAGUAUUCUUGCAGUAUCUGAAGUGUCGACCAGACGAUGGAUCAGUUCAUUCAUCUCUUCAAUUCUUACUGGCUGCUAUGAAUGUCCUCAAGCAUAAAAACCCUCUCACAGAAUCAUUUCUUAUGCAGCUCGAUGCAGACCUUGAAGGGACCGGUCUUGGCAGUAAAGUUGACACAUCAAAGUUUUCUUUCGGUACACGGUAUGGCGAGAACUCUUCACAGACGAACGACUAUUGCCCGUCCUUGAAAUCAUUCUUUCAGGACAAUACCCACCAGCCGCCGGACAGCAUUCCUGGGUCGUCGUCAUAUGAACAGACUACGAUCCCUCCAGCUUUGUCCUCACUGCCGAAUCGGUCCAAACCCUCAGUUGGAUCGGCGUCAACUGGCGGGAAUGAUAACCACGCCCACGUAGCGGACAUCGGACAGUUUACGCUUCCCACGGAUACAAACUUCAUAAAAUCGAUGGUUAUGGAAAUGGACUUGUCGGAGGCAAGCACCACAAGUGAUCGCCAGUACCUGUCCUCUGAUCAUCCGACCCCAGGCACAAAUCCAUCAUCGAGCAGUUCAAUUUCACCCCGUACAAUAGAUCAACCAUCCCCCCCCGUUCAACAACACCACCGUCAACAAGCCCAGGGAUCAAAUCCCAAUAUAUAUGUCACCGACCUCCCUACUUCCCAAUUUGAACCCAACCUUGACAACAACACUCAAACUACUUACGCAAACUACUUUACGCCUGGUAAUCCACCACAAACCACCCCUGGAUUUGGAAACCUAUUCGCAUUUCCCGUUGGGUGGAACCCUCCUCGUACCCAACCAAGGGAACCAUCCUCAACAACUACUUCAGCAGGGCUCGUUGACCAAAUACCAAACCUCGACAAUAUCACCUGGCCAGGCGGCGUAGAUACACUCGCAUGGGAGAAUUUUCAGUAGCCAAUUCACUGGAGCAUCUUGACCAUUUUGUGUUUUUUUCGCUUCCAUUUACUUCCAAAUCCUCUUCUUUAUUUUUUUUAUUUUUGAAAGAAGAACAGACACUGCCCCUUUCUGCUGACAACUGUUGUAUAAUACUAACCCUAUAAUUUCGACCCAUUUGACUUUCAAUGGUCUACUCGCUUUUUAUCACACCAAACUUUCACUUGUUAUAUCAAUUUAUAUGGAUGCCAGGACAAGAAUUGGAAAAGAAGUAUGAGCUUGGAAUCAUAUUUUCAUCUUGGAGAUUUGGGAGGACUCUUUGAGACGGAAAGGUGUAGGAAUUUACGGCAUUCUCGUUUUUUUUUCCCUUUUUUCCUUUUUUUUUUUUUUUUUUUUUGCCUUCUCUUUGGCUGGGCUUUGUUUAUUACUUCUAUAGUGGCCUUAAUGAAAUAAGUGACGAAUUACGAUGUCGGUUCCGGAGAAAUUGGUCAUCUCUAUCAACUCCUAAGCUCGUCUGUUCCCGUGUUUGCUGGUUUUGUAAACUGACGGCAGGUUGGAUCCUCCAAUUGUUCAUAUGGGAAAGUAGGAUCGUAAAACGCAUUCCGUGACUAUUGUUUUCUCAUAAUUUUAUUCAGCUAUGACUCUUUGAUAUUUUUCGGGGGGGAUGGCUUGUCUACUCAGGCAUUACUUUACGAUGUGAAGUCAUAAUAACCUUUUAACGCUCAGAAUUCAGAACAGGAAGUUUCAAAUGUAAAUUCUCU
Blastomyces dermatitidis ER-3 is the source of this 3817-nucleotide messenger RNA. RefSeq names its product C6 transcription factor Prf. Gene Ontology annotation, cellular component: nucleus. The transcript is spliced from 6 exons. Bases 441 to 3077 code for a protein of 878 amino acids. The record is from RefSeq and is a predicted model, not a curated record. Gene Ontology annotation, molecular function: zinc ion binding; DNA binding; DNA-binding transcription factor activity, RNA polymerase II-specific. Gene Ontology annotation, biological process: DNA-templated transcription; regulation of DNA-templated transcription. NCBI's taxonomy places the organism in Eukaryota, Fungi, Ascomycota, Eurotiomycetes, Onygenales, Ajellomycetaceae.